This is a messenger RNA of Sodiomyces alkalinus F11, 1577 nucleotides long. RefSeq lists its product as hypothetical. Gene Ontology annotation, molecular function: protein disulfide isomerase activity. Gene Ontology annotation, biological process: response to endoplasmic reticulum stress; protein folding. NCBI's taxonomy places the organism in Eukaryota, Fungi, Ascomycota, Sordariomycetes, Glomerellales, Plectosphaerellaceae. The transcript has 6 exons. The record is from RefSeq and is a predicted model, not a curated record. Gene Ontology annotation, cellular component: endoplasmic reticulum. The coding region runs from base 109 to 1404 and encodes 431 amino acids.
UGUCGCGCAUCGAAUUGAGGGUUUCCACGAAUACGACAAGGGAGGAUCACGGAGCAGGACCAAAGAAAGAAAGGAAGAAGGAAAGAAGGAAAAACCAACCCAAACACAAUGGUGGCACCCAACGUCCUCAAGCUCUGCUGGGCAAGCUUGCUGCUUGCGCCUCUGGCCGCGGCGUCCGAGACGGAAAUACCAGCACCUACCGGCGUCCCUAAGCCUAACCUUCGUCCUGAGGGCGCCGAGCCCCAACCCGAAGUCGAGCCCUGGUCUGCUUAUGAGCAUGUCAACGCCGAAGAGUUCAACAAGGCCCUGAAGGAGAGAGAUUAUAACCUUGUCGCAUUCACUGAUAAAUCGAUAUGGGAAAGCGAAGCACUCGAAUGGCAAUGGCCCUACGUCAAGGACCAGCUUCCCGAGCGCUACCUCUCCGUCGACUGCACCGCCGAGAAUGAUCUCUGCCUGGAGCACGAUGUCCGGACCUACCCCAGCGUCAGGCUGUACCGCAACGGAGCCCUCUUUUCCCGGUACCGCGGGCCCCGGAUGGGAGAUGAAAUCGUCAAAUUCGUCCGCCGCUCCAUCCGCCCCAUCGUCGGCAGCCUCGACUCGACCACGCUCCGCACCUUCCCCGAGUCCGACGACGUCGUCUUCAUCCUGCACCUGCGGCCCGAGGACGCCAACCGGGGCCUGUACAAGCGCUUCCACGACCUGGCCGUCGAGUACGGCGACCGCUACAGCUUCGCCAUCGUCGGGCGGGACAAGGACAACUCGGCCGAGGAGGAGGGCGAGGGCGCGCCCACCGUGCUGCGCUGCUACAACAACCGCGACAAGCGACAAGCCGAGUUUGACGCCUUUUUCGACUCGGUCGAGGGCUUUGCGCAGUUUGUGAAGAGGUGCGGCGAGAGGUUGGUCAAGACGAUGACCAUGCCGAAUGCGCAGGGCUUUGUGGAGAGCAAAACCCGCGCCGUGCUCUACUACUUCGACGCCGACCAGAACGCCCGCGCCAGGUUCGCCGAAGACAUCCUCGACACCGCCAAGCAGUACGAGAACCAGCUCGACAUCGUCGUCUCCAACCCGCUCCAGUUCGGCGACAUCGUCACCGAGGUCGGCCUGCCCAACGAGCACUUCCCCGCCAUGGCGCUCCAGAACCCGGCCACCAUGCAGAUCAUGCUCUUCACCAAGAAGGAAAUGGACCUCGAGACCAUCAUCCGCUUCAUCAGCGAGGGGCUGUCGGGCGGCGCGCCCAGGGGGCAGGUGGGCGAGGUCGCCUUUGACGAGGAGGGGAAUCCCGUGUUUGUCGGAGGGGGUGGACAGCCGGAGGGCCAGGAGGGUCAGGAGGGUCAGGAGGGUCAGGAGGGUCAGGAGGGUCAGGAGGGACAGCAGGAACAGGCUGCGGCUCACGAUGAGCUCUAAGCGAGUGUAAGUUUCUGUUUUUUUUUGCAGUUGUCAUCUUCGCCUUCAGGGGGACAGGUAUCAAGAUGCUUUCUCGACAUCAGAAGGACUGGACGUAUCACUGGCAUACGGUCGAGGGAUAGAUUGAUGGAGUGAAUGUGUAGUAGGGUAAGAUUAAGGUCGGCCGCGAAUGA